Priapulus caudatus is the source of this 6018-nucleotide messenger RNA. Its product is annotated as cyclin-dependent kinase 13-like. Gene Ontology annotation, cellular component: cyclin/CDK positive transcription elongation factor complex; nucleus. The record is from RefSeq and is a predicted model, not a curated record. The transcript has 8 exons. Lineage: Eukaryota; Metazoa; Priapulida; Priapulimorpha; Priapulimorphida; Priapulidae. Gene Ontology annotation, molecular function: ATP binding; cyclin-dependent protein serine/threonine kinase activity; cyclin binding. Bases 248 to 5110 code for a protein of 1620 amino acids. Gene Ontology annotation, biological process: positive regulation of transcription elongation by RNA polymerase II; transcription elongation by RNA polymerase II; protein phosphorylation.
UGUGCGUGUGUGCGUGCGGGCGUGUGUGUGGAGAGAGAGAGAUAUAUAAUUUGUGGUGUACAAGGGCAAAUGUUUAAUGUCCAAAAAUAUACAGGUAUUACAUCAAAUAUAGGUUGUGUUGCUGGUAAAUAUUGUUUUGUAGUAUGUCUUAGGAACCUAUAUUUUACAAACCUGCAGUGUUGUCAGAAGUGUGCAUCACAGGUGCUGAUCAAACACCUGGUGUUAUGCAUGCAUUGUACAUGUGGCAAUGUUAUCCAAUCUGAAUUUUACUGUUUCCAGAUCGAGAAGAAAAAGGGAACGGACCCCGAGCCCUGCUUAUUCAAGGUCUAGGUCUCGUAGGUCGCGGUCACGGUCACCUUACGACAAGCCCAAAAACAAGAUUAAAAACCUCCAGUUUGAGACUAGUUUUGCGGCAGAGUUAAGCAAGCACCGGAAAAGUGAGUUUAAGCUGAAUAAGGAACAUCCCAUCGCAGCAGGGUACCACUUUCAGCCGAAGAUAGAUAAUAACGAUCGAAAGUCGGACAGAGGUGCAUCUACACAGCACAACAAAACAGAUUCCGGACAUGGACCGCCAGUGCCCGUAAUGAUCGAGAGGCAGCAACAGAGCGCCGUUAGGCGCGAAGAAAUCCGAAGACCGCCCGUCAAGGAGGAACCCGCGAGAGUUCUCAUCGAAGACGUGCGAAACAUUUGUCUGCCGCCACCGAUCGUGCAGCCUCCCGCUCCGUCUGAGCACAAGCAGCAUCGGCCGCUAGCCCUGCCGCUUCCUCCAGGCGUGGACACGAACGACGGGAGUGCACUGGAAGAGGCGGAGUCGAGUCCCUUUAGCAGUAACGAGUAUUCUCAGAUGCCGAAGCCGAAGAGCAGGCUUCAGGAUCUGCCGAUGCCGCCGGUCGACAGCGACGCCGAGUCAAUAUCCUCGGAGCCGGAAGUCGACGAGGAGAAAGAUACCGAGAAUAUGAAAGUCCGUUACAAGAUUAUUGGGAAAAGCAAUGCUCGCCACGAUGUCGUUGCAUGGGGUACUCGUUUUGUGGACAUGUACGAUAUUGUCAGUCAGAUCGGCGAGGGGACAUACGGACAAGUGUACAAGGCACGAGAUAAAAUUGCAGGAGAGAUGGUAGCACUUAAAAAGGUUCGACUAGAAAAUGAGAAAGAAGGUUUUCCUAUUACGGCUGUGAGAGAGAUAAAAAUUCUACGCCAGCUCAACCAUCAAAACAUUGUCAACAUGAAAGAGAUUGUCACGGACAAGCAAGAUGCAACUGAUUUCAAAAAGGAUAAAGGUGCAUUCUAUCUAGUGUUUGAAUACAUGGAUCAUGACCUGAUGGGCCUCUUAGAGUCUGGCCUCGUGCAUUUCAACGAGUCCCACAUCUCGUCCUUCAUGAAGCAGUUGUUACUCGGCCUCAACUACUGCCACGAGAAGAACUUUCUGCACAGAGACAUUAAGUGUUCCAACAUUCUCAUGAACAACAAGGGCCAGAUAAAGCUCGCCGACUUUGGUCUGGCGCGGCUGUAUGACGCAGAGGAGAGUCGGCCGUACACAAACAAGGUGAUCACGCUGUGGUAUCGCCCUCCCGAACUGCUCUUGGGGGAGGAACGGUACACGUCCGCCAUCGAUGUCUGGAGCUGUGGAUGUAUCCUUGGUGAGCUCUUCACAAAGAAACCCAUCUUUCAAGCAAAUCAGGAACUGGCACAACUAGAGCUCAUCAGUAGGGUUUGUGGCACGCCAAACCCUAGCGUAUGGCCUGAUGUGGUAAAAUUGCCACUCUUUCAUACCAUGAAGCCAAAGAAAAUGUACCGGCGGCGCUUGAGAGAGGAAUUCUGUCUACUACCUGCACCUGCACUGGAUCUCCUAGACAAAAUGCUGGAAUUAGAUCCACUAAGGCGAAUCAGUGCUCAAGAGGCUCUGGCAUGUUCCUGGCUACAAGAUCUCGAUCCAGAUAAAAUGCCUCCACCAGACCUGCCUCUGUGGCAAGACUGCCACGAGAUGUGGAGCAAGAAGCGCAGGAAGGCGUUGCGGGCCGAGCAGGAGGCUGCCCGACAGCCGGGCAGCCAGCGGCAGGGCAUCCCACACAUCGACUCUGCAGCCAGCCUGCCGCUGCUCGGCGAUGACUCGGCGACGCAGGACGCCCCCGCGUCUGCCGACAGGCAGAGCAAGACCGACAGCAAGGAGCCGACGCCGAAGGACGCUCCGCCGUUUGCAAUGAGGGAAACGCCGGGCAGCGGUUCGAAGGGCACGCCGUUCACUACUGAGCCUCAGCAACAACAGCAGCAGCAGCAGCAGCCGCAGCAGCUGUUGUUGUUCGGUCAGGACGAGUCGUCGUCGUCGCACACGCCGGCGAAGACGGAGAGCGCCGCCGCGGAUGCUGCGGACGUGAAGAGCGGCGGCGAGGGGAGCGGCGGCGGCGGGCUGACGGCGACGGUCGCGCGCAUGCUGCAGUCGCAGCCCGAGCUCAGCGUCGAGCAGCUCACGAAGCAGCUCAAUCUGAGCGCCGACCCCAACAUCAAGACGCUGCUGGAGGCGCUCAACCUGCAGCUGCUGCUCGCCAACGCCGCCAGCAGGCAGCAGAGGGACUCUAGCGCGGAGCCGCCGGCCGCCGGCUCGAGGACAGGAGGCGGCGCGGUGCUGACCGCCGCGCAGCCCCUCGUGCCAGGCAGUGACGACUACGGUGAUAGUAGUAGUGGUGGCGGCGAGCGGCCGGCCGAGCAGCAGCAUCAACUUGUGUACAAUAACGGCCAGGGCGACGUGCAUGGUGAUCGUGCUCAAGCGGCGAAGGAGGAGUCGCAGCAUUUGUCGACUGGUUUGAAGGCUGCCUUGGCACAGAUGCUGGCAGCGCAGGGCAUGAAGGUGAGCUUCGCCGCAUCGACGGGCAACAGCACAGAGCCGGCCCAGCCGAACUACACUUCAGCUACUGCGGCCGCAUUCCCCGACGGAUCCUACGCAUCUGACUCUAACAGUUAUGGUAAUGUCACUGAUAUAUGUACAAGUGCUUUGAGGCACACGUUUUCGACUAAUUCAUUGGGUGACUCUGUUAUUAGUGAUGGGAAUACGUUGUUAGGUGCUCCUGGAAUUAGGGGUCAGGAGAAUGAAACUAACAUCAUGUCAUUAUUAUUGCCUGAAACGCCCACGUCACUCCCACCGAAACCUUCCCUGCCAUCCAUAUUGAAAAAGAUCACCGUCAAUCGGUCAGAUAACUUGCAGGUUAAUUACGUGCAGGAAAAGCUCGUUGUUGAGCGGUAUGACUAUUCUAGUUCUGCACAUGUUACUGGUUACGCGUUUAAUUCCAUGUCUAGUGAUGGGAGGCAGGUGGAUAGAUUAUUUCAGAGCGAUGCUGCAGGUGGCGCUGUCAGACAGUCUGUCCGCAACGAGCAGGGUCCUCGUGAAGGUUUGUAUUCGGAUAAAUGGUCCGAGCCUUACGAUGGCCAUCCAGGAAGACGGUCGCCACCUCUAAGGCCUGGCGCACAGGGUUACAUUGGUGAUGGUAGGUACAGGACGUCUGAAGGUCGCGUACCCGGCGAUCCGUAUUUUGACCAAAAACUGUCGAAGGAUGAAGAGAGACAGUUUGACAGAGGGGUGGGGAGGCCCGUCAAAGAGGUUAUAGAAUACGAUCCCAAUAUAAGAGCAGGGGAAAGACAUCCUCCGUCGAAUUUUGAUGAGAGGAUGGCGCCUCAAGUCAUUGACUAUACCGAACGUGGUCCGUGGACAGGCCAGCGCCGCGGAGAGGCCGGUCCGGCGGGGGAGAGACCGGACAGGUUUUUCCCCGGAAGACCUGAGAGAAAUUUCGGCGAAGGUUACGAGGGUCGCGAGCAGGUGCCCCCGGCUUCCCGCGCUAGGCAGUCGUUCGAUUAUUCGCAAGACUCGUACCGAGCGUCUCCGUCCGAGUCGCGGGAGAUGAUGCGCAGGGCUUCGGGCGACGAAGCAUCGAGAACCGGGCCGCAGCGUGGAAGCGCCGCCCCCGCGAAUGCCUCGAGGGAAACGCAUCCCUACUACGGAGGAGCGGACGCAAACGCGCGAGAGCGGACCGACUGGAACGAGCCGGAAGAAACGGACCGGCAUCAGUACGACGCGUACCCGUCCGAGGAAUUUGAGGACCUGCGGCCCGGACGACCGGAAAGCGGUGGCAGUGACAUGUCGAUAGACACGGAAGAGGGCAACGCUGUGGGCACCACGGAUCGUUUGCCAGGAGCCGGUUCCGGCGGAGCGAGUAGAGAUGGCGGGGCGGACGUCCCGCCAAGAAGGCUGCCGUUAGACAGCUCUCCGGAAUUGGAUGACAGUGAGAUGUUGAAGAACGUGAAACAGAAACUAGGUGGCGAUCCCGAACGGUCGGAUACGAACGAAGCGGUGAGCGAGCGUGAGUUGUCAGCUCAGAAAGUAGAAGCCGAGAAGGUAAGUACAUGGCCAACUCAAGAUGACACUGGUAACAAGGGAGAACGUGGAGGACCACCUCCAGUGCAAGGUGAAAACAGGGAUGAGCACAGGGGACCACUUCCAACACAGGGUGGAAAUACCGAGCCAGUUGGCGGGCUGCCUCGAGUCUUCGGUGGCGAUGUGAAGCAAGAUGGUGCGCCACCUACAUUUCCGGGAGAGUUUCAUCCUCACUCCAUGGGUUCACAGGAGAGAUUUCAUUCCUCGCCUAAUCUCCGACCCCGGUUCCAACAACCUCCACCUCAGAGACAGCAGGGCCUGCUAAGUCCACCAGUACAGCAGCACACGAGCAGCUUAGCUAACGUAGCGUAUCAAGAGCCAGUGCGCCAGAGUUUGAAUCCACUUCGUCCAUGCUUUGGUGAAGGCCAGAUUCGGAAUCGACCACCACUUUCUCGUGUUCAGGUUGGGAAUGGAUCACCAUUCCAGCAGGGGCAUAUAAGGAGCAGAUCACCAUUACCGCAAGGUCACAUUGGGAACAACCCUGUAACAAAACUAAUGGAUGUGCCAGUUAAUGAGGACAGUGCAACUAGUCAUGAGGAAAUAGACCCGUCUGUAGGCGAGGAUGGUCUGGGACAUAUCAACCCAAUGCCCUUUGCUGGCAUGGGAAGAGGGCCUCCACCAUUCAUGCCAAGAGGAGGUCCUGGGAGAGGAGAAUGGGCUAGGGGAAGGGGUAGAGGUGGUUUCUACUAAUCAUAAAGAGGGUCAAUAAUGUAACUACUGCCGCAAUGAAAAUAGUCAUAUAGUUUAUUGAAGAGAGUUGAGUGCAUAUUUUUUUGUGGAAUAUAUCGACAAGUAUCAUGUAGUGUGUAAUUGUACUACCUUACCACGUUACCAUAUAAUGACAUGAUGCGGAGGUUGAUGGUGACCUGUAUAUAUAUUCAGUGUGUGCAUCUAUGUGUUACAUUUCUUUGAGGUUUCAUGGUGGUUGGUGUGUCAGGUAUGUGGGUUAAGAAGGGUUAUAUGUACAUGGCCUUGUAUGUCACUUACAUCGUGAACCUUGUUUCUGAUUUGCCUGUUGGUUGCUUCCUACGUUUCUUGUCUAUUUAUGGCCAGUGCCUGGUGUUUCCUGCCCUUAUUGUUGCAUAAAUGUUCUUUUUUGAAAUGUGUUAAAUAAUUUUCAUCUUUCAGAAAAUUACAUAAGAACAAUAGAAAAUAUUGUUGAAAUAUUUCGUUCUGCACCGGUAAUAAUAUGAUUUUUCCUAUGAAGUAGGAAAUAAUUAUCUAUGUUCCAGCAAUGUGACACAACUCCUGCUAAUUAGUUGUAUUAUUGCAUGUAUAUGCAAAAUCAAUUUCGUUUGUAGAAAAAUAUUAUGAACUGCACACUCUGAUAAUAUGAUGCUGACUGCCACCCGAUAUUGUAGUGAUUGUUGGCGCUAUUGUUUUAUCGUUUAUGUAUUCUAAUGAUGUCACGGUGCAGCUGUGAACGCAGCUGGUUAUCCUUGUAUGUUUUCAUCAUAGAAGGCAGAGUGGUUUUUCUUUCAUGGUUGUAAUGAGAUUUCAUUAAGGGUGGCAUUGUAACAGAGUGUAGGCAGUUCAGUGGCUAGUUGCCCCUUCUCACAAAUGUAAGUGCUUACACCUAAGUAAAAUUUUGAAAAUGA